Saccharomyces cerevisiae S288C is the source of this 2181-nucleotide messenger RNA. It is a transcript of the gene NUP84, whose product is annotated as Nup84p. Gene Ontology annotation, molecular function: structural constituent of nuclear pore. The transcript has a single exon. The record is from RefSeq and is marked reviewed. Lineage: Eukaryota; Fungi; Ascomycota; Saccharomycetes; Saccharomycetales; Saccharomycetaceae. Gene Ontology annotation, cellular component: chromosome, telomeric region; nuclear envelope; nuclear pore. The coding region runs from base 1 to 2181 and encodes 726 amino acids.
AUGGAAUUAUCCCCUACUUAUCAAACAGAACGCUUCACAAAGUUCUCAGACACUUUAAAGGAAUUCAAAAUUGAACAAAAUAAUGAGCAAAACCCCAUUGACCCGUUUAACAUCAUAAGAGAGUUUCGCUCAGCCGCGGGGCAGCUUGCGUUAGAUUUGGCUAAUUCUGGAGAUGAAAGUAACGUCAUAUCUUCUAAGGAUUGGGAACUGGAAGCUAGAUUUUGGCAUUUAGUAGAACUGUUACUGGUUUUCAGGAACGCUGAUCUUGAUCUAGAUGAAAUGGAACUUCAUCCUUAUAACUCGAGGGGUUUAUUUGAAAAGAAAUUAAUGCAAGACAACAAACAACUUUAUCAAAUAUGGAUAGUGAUGGUUUGGCUCAAAGAAAAUACAUAUGUGAUGGAAAGACCCAAAAAUGUACCAACUUCAAAAUGGUUAAAUAGUAUUACUUCUGGAGGAUUGAAAAGCUGUGACUUGGAUUUUCCUUUACGAGAAAACACUAAUGUCCUCGAUGUUAAAGAUAAAGAAGAAGAUCAUAUUUUCUUCAAAUACAUUUACGAACUAAUUUUGGCCGGUGCGAUUGAUGAAGCAUUAGAAGAAGCUAAACUUUCCGACAAUAUUUCAAUUUGUAUGAUCCUGUGUGGGAUACAAGAGUACUUAAACCCUGUCAUUGAUACGCAAAUUGCAAACGAAUUCAAUACCCAGCAAGGUAUCAAGAAGCACUCUUUGUGGAGAAGAACAGUUUACAGCCUUUCGCAGCAGGCCGGUUUGGACCCUUAUGAAAGGGCGAUAUACAGCUAUUUGAGUGGCGCUAUUCCCAACCAAGAAGUUCUGCAAUAUUCGGAUUGGGAGUCUGAUCUGCACAUACACUUAAAUCAAAUUUUACAAACUGAAAUUGAAAAUUAUCUUUUGGAAAACAAUCAAGUAGGUACUGAUGAACUGAUUUUACCAUUACCUUCACACGCGCUAACUGUACAAGAGGUGCUUAAUAGAGUGGCUUCAAGGCAUCCCUCAGAAAGUGAACAUCCAAUCAGAGUUUUAAUGGCAUCUGUCAUACUAGAUUCUUUGCCAUCAGUUAUUCAUUCAUCCGUGGAAAUGUUGCUUGAUGUCGUCAAGGGAACCGAAGCUAGUAACGAUAUUAUAGAUAAGCCUUAUCUUCUGAGGAUAGUUACACAUUUAGCCAUUUGCCUUGAUAUAAUUAAUCCAGGUUCUGUUGAAGAGGUUGAUAAGUCCAAGCUCAUUACUACGUAUAUCAGUCUUCUGAAAUUGCAAGGCCUUUAUGAAAAUAUUCCAAUAUAUGCUACUUUCCUGAAUGAGUCAGACUGCUUAGAGGCAUGCUCUUUCAUAUUGUCUUCUUUAGAGGACCCCCAAGUAAGGAAAAAGCAAAUUGAGACAAUAAACUUUCUAAGAUUACCUGCCUCAAAUAUUUUGAGAAGAACCACACAGCGUGUUUUCGAUGAAACCGAACAAGAAUAUUCACCAUCUAACGAAAUUUCCAUAUCUUUCGAUGUAAACAACAUUGAUAUGCACUUAAUAUAUGGCGUGGAAUGGCUUAUUGAAGGGAAGCUUUAUGUGGACGCUGUCCACUCUAUCAUUGCCUUAUCGAGGAGAUUUUUGUUAAAUGGCCGCGUAAAGGCUCUCGAACAAUUUAUGGAGAGAAAUAAUAUUGGAGAAAUAUGCAAGAAUUAUGAAUUAGAGAAAAUAGCCGAUAACAUAUCAAAGGAUGAAAAUGAAGAUCAGUUUUUGGAAGAAAUAACUCAAUAUGAGCAUUUGAUAAAGGGCAUAAGAGAAUAUGAAGAAUGGCAAAAAUCCGUUAGCUUGUUAAGCUCUGAAUCGAACAUUCCUACUUUAAUAGAGAAAUUGCAAGGUUUUUCAAAGGAUACAUUUGAAUUGAUCAAGACAUUUUUAGUAGAUUUAACUUCCUCUAAUUUCGCGGAUUCGGCAGAUUAUGAAAUCCUGUAUGAGAUUAGAGCCCUAUAUACUCCAUUUCUACUGAUGGAAUUGCAUAAAAAGUUAGUGGAAGCCGCAAAGUUGUUAAAGAUCCCAAAAUUUAUUUCGGAAGCCCUGGCAUUUACCUCAUUGGUCGCUAAUGAGAACGACAAGAUUUAUUUAUUAUUCCAAUCUAGUGGAAAGUUAAAAGAGUAUCUGGAUCUCGUUGCUCGCACAGCAACCCUUUCGAACUGA